Messenger RNA from Leptosia nina, 456 nucleotides. Lineage: Eukaryota; Metazoa; Arthropoda; Insecta; Lepidoptera; Pieridae. The record is from the annotation of a GenBank genome assembly.
AUGAAUAACCAACUGGACGAGGAACAAAUUGCAAUGCUGCGGCGAGCAUUCAGCAUGUUCGACUCUAGUAAACAAGGCAAGAUCGAGAAAGAGAAAGUGAGGACCAUCCUCAACACAAUGGUGCACAGCUAUGAUGACAACGAGCUGGACCAGAUGCUGGACAACGAAGAUAUAGAUGGUUCCGGAAAGCUGAACUUCGAUUCGUUCGUCCGCGUGGCGACCCACUUCUUGGACGAAGAUGACGAGGCCUUGCAAAAGGAGCUUAAGGAAGCGUUCAGAUUGUACGACAAAGAAGGCAACGGCUACAUUCCUACCUCCAGCCUUCGAGAGAUCUUAGCAGCGUUGGACGACCAGCUCACGCCUGACCAACUCAAUGAAAUGAUCGCCGAGAUUGAUACAGACGCUUCUGGCACCGUAGACUUUGACGAAUUUAUGGAAAUGAUGACUGGCGACUAA